AGUAGAAUCGCUGAGAUGUGUUCUUUGUACAAAGAGGAGUCAUUCUUCAAACUUGUUUCCUUGAUCUCAUAGCGCUGCCGUGACUGCAUUCCUAGCUGAGGCUCACCAGUUCAUACCAGCCUUCGACAGUGCUUUGUGAUGAUCUGUUAUAAUGUUGGAGCUUGCAUAACCUCCUGCUGAAGAAGACCUGGCUAAUACUGAUGCGCUACCACUGACCUAGUGUUACGUCCAGUUAUAGCCCAUGAGAACUUUUUGUCCAGCCUUUAGAAUACCAUCUACUGUACAUGUUAAAGUAACAUUGCAUGGCAUGAGGCAGAAACAGGAUUUUCUAGCAUGGAUUCACAGGGCCUUUGGGUGUUCUGAAGUGGCAGCCCCUGAGUGCAGAACAAGCUUCACAGCAUGUCUGGUACAGACUUUGUAUCCCCCUCAAAAAGAAUCAAGUCAUGCUUGGAAAAGAAGCUGCCAGUUCCAGGUGGAUCACCGAACGACAUCAUGGAGCCACUGGAUCUAACUGAAAGAUGUUUAAAAUGAAUUUUAAGACGAAAAAAGAACACCCAACAUCCCCCGUUCUUCAAGAGAGAGAACAACAUGCUCUUUGUUGGUGGUUUGCACAGAAUUUCACUUGACUGGAGCUAAUGUUUACCUCUGAGAAAAGGAUUAUGAGGAUAUUAAGAGAGGUUUCCAAUCAAUGGAGGAAUGCUCCUGAUCUGAGCAAGGGAAAUAAUGAGGUCUGCUGGCAAAUGCGACGGCAAACCUACCAUGAAGCUGUAAAGGAGCAGAGAGAUGAAUACGCUGUCAGAAGCUGCUCUGUGGAAAGACUUAACAAAAGAGUUCAAUGAAUGCAAAGUAUCUCGCACCCAGAGAAGGCAGCAAAUGGAGCAGUAGCUGCUGUAUUGUGGGUGAGACCCUCUGGCAGGGGAAGAUGCAGCAUCCCACUGUGGCAACAGUCAUCUGGCAUCGGCACUGAGAAGUGGCAUGUGGCACCGCUGGGUUGACGUGGGCUCUGGAAGUCACAUAUCUGGGGAGCUGAAUGGAAAAGCUCAGUGCAGACAGCUAUUUUUCUUCCAGACGCCUACCCAUGAUGAUUCCACCAUCUGUAACAACCCCCACCAGCGACGCUGCACUUUUGCCAAGUGUGGCGUCUCAGGAAAUCUGGAGGUCACAAGUUCCAGGCUAUUCUGGAUUGGUCACACGGCACAUAAGUCAUCGGGCCAACAACUUCAAGAGACAUCCAAAAAGAAGGAAACACAUUCGCCCUUCGCCACCACCACCACCAAAUACUCCAUGUCCUAUUGAUUUGAUUGACUUUGGGGAUCUCCAACCUCAGAGGUCUUUCCUAGAACUCCUGUUUAAUGGGUGCAUUCUCUUUGGGCUCGAGUUCAGCUAUGCCAUGGAGACAGCCUAUGUUACCCCUGUGCUGCUUCAGAUGGGGCUUCCAGACCAACUGUAUGGAAUGGUGUGGUUCAUUAGCCCUAUAUUAGGGUUCUUGCUACAGCCUUUGCUGGGAGCCUGGAGUGACAGAUGCACAUCAAGAUUUGGGAGAAGACGACCAUUCAUUCUGGUCUUAGCAGUAGGAGCGUUGCUUGGGCUCUCGCUUAUGCUGAAUGGCAGAGAUAUAGGGAGUGCCUUGUCUGACACUGCAAAUAACCACAAAUGGGGGAUCAUUCUUACAGUCUGUGGUGUUGUCCUCAUGGAUUUCAGCGCAGAUUCAGCAGACAAUCCCAGUCAUGCCUACAUGAUGGAUGUAUGCAGCCCAGUGGAUCAAGACAGGGGCCUCAACAUACACGCUUUGUUAGCAGGUCUUGGAGGUGGCUUUGGUUAUGUUGUUGGAGGAAUACACUGGGAUAAAACCAGUCUUGGAAAAGCUGUGGGAGGGCAGCUUCGUGUCAUCUAUGUCUUCACCUCAGUUAUACUGACUGUCACUACUGUGCUGACUCUAAUUAGCAUUCCAGAAAGACCCUUAAGAUCUUUUAGCAGGAAGAAAAAGGUGAUGAAGAGUCCAAGUCUUCCCCUCCCUCCUUCUCCACCUUUCUUCUUUGAGGAGAGUGGAAAUGAAAACUUUGCUUCUCAUAACUCAGCUCACUUAUAUGCAAGUUUUACGAGUCCCAUUUCCCCCCUCAGCCCACUCACGCCCAAAUACGGCAGUUUUGUCAGCAGAGACAAUUCCUUGACGGGAAUUAAUGAGUUUGCAUCAUCAUUUGGGACUUCAAAUAUUGACAGUGUGCUUAUAGACUGUUUUACAGGCGGGCACAGUAGUUACUCAGCACUUCCAGCUAGCUUGCCCAGGCAGCCUGUCAGUGUCAGCUUUCCUCACGUGCCUGAUGGCUCUCACCAAGGAGAAAAUGGAGCUCUGGAGCAAGGGGAGAGCAGCGUAGUGCUGGGGCCUGAUGGCGAGGCCCUAAGGGUGGGCUCAAUGGACGCGAUAAAGCCACGGUCAUCAGGGAUCCUGAAAAGACCUCAGACCUUGGCCAUUCCAGAUAUCGUAACAGGACACUGUCCAGAAAAUAGCAGAAGAAGAAAUGUGACCUUCAGCCAACAGGUUGCUAAUAUCUUGCUGAAUGGUGUUAAGUAUGAGAGCGAGCUGAAUGGAUCAGGCGAGUCCUCUGAGCAGCCACUCUCCGUGAAACUUCUUUGUUCGACCAUCUGCCAGAUGCCCAAGGCUCUUCGUAACCUCUGCAUCAACCACUUCCUAGGAUGGCUUUCGUUUGAGGGGAUGUUACUCUUCUACACCGACUUCAUGGGAGAAGUAGUUUUCCAAGGGAAUCCGAAAGCGCCUCACAACUCAGAUGAGUAUCAGAAGUACAACGCUGGGGUCACCAUGGGCUGCUGGGGAAUGUGCAUCUAUGCAUUCAGUGCUGCUUUCUAUUCAGCCGCACUGGAGAAGCUGGAGGAGCGGUUCAGCACACGGACGCUGUACUUUGUGGCAUAUUUGGCCUUUGGGUUGGGCACAGGGCUGGCCACGCUCUCCAGAAAUGUCUAUGUGGUGCUGUCACUGUGCGCUACCUACGGCAUCCUCUUCGCCACGCUCUGCACGCUGCCCUACUCCCUGCUCUGCGACUACUACCAGAGCCAUGAGUUUGUAGGCUCACAGGUGGAGGGCACGCGGCGUGGGAUGGGCGUUGACAUCUCCCUGCUGAGCUGCCAGUACUUCCUGGCGCAGAUCCUCGUGGCUUUGGCCAUGGGACCAUUGACAGCGGCUGUGGGCAGUGCCAGCGGUGCCAUGUACUUCGCCAGCCUGGUGUCCUUUCUGGGCUGCCUCUUCUCAUCCCUCUGCGUCACCUACGAGUCACCACCCACUGAGGAGCUGCCGCCCGCCGAGGAGCAGCGUCCGCUCUUACCCCGCAUGCGGAACGAAUAAAUGGGAGAAGCUGCCACAGCCUCUGCUGCCUCAUUGCAUUGCCCUAGGUCUCCCCAUCGUGGUGUGCUGGGCUCACGGCGCUGCCAGGAUGGCAGCAGUGGGCGUAGCAAACGGUGAGAAGGUCUGCGCUGGCUUAACCGAGCUUUCCCCUGUAUGUGGGAGAGUGAGGGGUGAGUUGAUGGCGCCUGGCACCACUCAUCCUUCCCCUGAGGUGGCAAGGGCCCAUCUGGGGCCACGGCAACAGGAAGCAGUGGUGUCAGCGCAGGGCCACUCCCUCCAGCUGCUCCCCGGUGCUGUCAUUCCCGGGAGCACAAGUGGCGUUGUCCGGCCUGAAGCAGGGGACCAAGAAAGUCUGGUGCCUGGGCAGGGUGGCAGUGAGCUGCAGGGCUGCACGUGCCACUGUGGGCACCACCUGGCUGCGGCACUCCACCAGCUUCAUGGGCAGAAGGUGCCAUCUCAUGGCCAGGAAGAGCUGCCCGGUCCUCACUCGUUGAGGGCAGUGGUGACUCCUGUGAGGACUCAGGGAGUGGCAGGGCCAACCUGCAGGUCCCGGCAUCUGUCUAUGGUAGGCCUGGCUCUGAAGGGUGCCUUCCAAAAUUUUGGAAAGGCUGAGAGUGACUGGUCCUGCUCAGGUGGUCUACUCUGUCAAGUGACACAGCUGGGCUCCUGGGUGUGCAGAGCUCCCACCAGCAGAACUGCUUCAAGAAGCUGCUGUAGGGUAAAACUGCAGCAACCUGGCUCCCAAACCCUGCUCUGUAGGUUCUGGCUGUGGUCCAUGGUGAUGGUUGCCAAUACAUGCGUAUUUCCUUCCACAUUAGACUUUUAACUAAGACUACACGGGCUUGUGUUGACUUAGCAGGAGGAUGGGCAGUUGUCUGUAACCCAGCUUUGGGAAGAAGGGUCUUUUUGCCUGAACUUCCCUUGGGUAGAAGCUUACUCUCAAAAUUAGUUUGAGAAUUGCAGAAAAAUCAUUUGUGUGAAAGCCUGCAGCACAUCAUCCUUGUUUUUCAUACAGUUGUACCUUGUGACACUUCAAAAUCUGUAUUGGGAUCAGUGAUUACAAACUUUACAGCUAGACCUGCAUCUUUCGUAUCUCACUGAAACUAGUAAAAGGGCUUUGGGUUUCAUUAUCUCUGACAAUUCUUAAUUAUUCUGAUUUUGGAAGGUGGUAAAUGUGUGAGAUCUCAUACAAGUUCCAGUUAAGCCCACAGGAGACCUUUAAGUCUCGAGAGCCAAGAUGAUAAUGAAAAUACAGUUAAAACUAUUUCUAGGAUCCCUGUCAACCUGCCUCUAUAUUUGGGUAGGCAGCCAUGGUUUACCAAGCCAUGUAGGCAUUUUGGUGUUUAUGUGUGCUGUGCAUGGCUUCCUUGUAGAGGUUGGUUUUGCUCACCUGGUGUUCAGGUCCAGAAUAAGGAUUUUCUCUGGAGGGUCACUCCUUUUAAAUGAGUUGUACUUGACUGUUUACCUAAGUUUAUUCUGAUGCUUGAUUUAUGAUGCCAAGAUAUAAUAACUUGUCUAAUCUUUAGCUGUUGUGGCUUACUAUACUCCAGUGCCAAAAGCAUAAUACACAACCUGCGAGAACCUCUUAUUUUUGUCAUCUGCCCCCAACCAUUACUUUUUUUUUCAUCAUUUGAGAAGCAAGUUUCAUGCGACUCAAUAUUUACUUAAAUGGAGGAACACUACUGAAGUUAUGAAGCCAAGUGCUCAGAGGUAAAGGUUUGUCAGAUUGAUGUGUCUAUUCAUCUUUAUCUUUUUUCUUUGGGUUUACAUAGUGUGAUUAUCUGCAGGAAUAUCUGUGAUGUGCUGUUUCCUUGAUUAUGGGACAGCCGCCUCCAAGAUCAUUCAGGAUGAAGCUGAAACAAAAUACCGUGAGAAAGCAUACGUUUGGCACUUCUGAUUUCUGACAAUCUAAAGACUUGACAGGAGAAUUUUUCUUUUCUUGUUGGUGUGCUGCGUAACCUUAAUUUCUCUUACUUAUUGAACUUUUAAACAAAAAAAAAAUUGUUUUUGGUCCCACUAGCUAAUGCGGUACUAGUUCUUAGAAUGUUUUCUUCUCUUAAGUUUUGUAGCCAGCAUUAUUGCACUAAAUGGAUCAUGAGCAAUUUCCUAUUCUAGGUAGCUGGAGUUGCAGAUCAUUUAGUUGCAAGAAAGAAUCUUCGAAAGAUUCAUAGAAUUGAUAAAAUCAGUGUAUUUGAUGAUAAUAUUUGUCUCUGCUUCCAUCUGUAAAUAAUAGUAUGAAAUACAUUCAUAUAGUUAUAAAAAGAUUGCUAUGCCCGUAUGCACUGCCCAACAGAAUAUAUAUUACAUUUUCUAUUUUAUGGGAUAUGGACUUUAUUUUGCAUAUGUAUUUAUGUAGUGUUUACAUACAUAGUACCUUUAAGUCAACAUCAAUGCAUGUUAAUUUGGGGCUUUGAGCAAUACUGGUGGUGUCUGGAAAAAACCCAGAGCCUGCCACCAUCAUGCAGGGUUGGAUGUCAUACCAAAUCCAUAUAAAUAACUUUAAAAAGAG
Messenger RNA from Tyto alba (common barn owl), 5867 nucleotides. It is a transcript of the gene SLC45A1, whose product is annotated as solute carrier family 45 member 1. The record is from RefSeq and is a predicted model, not a curated record. Gene Ontology annotation, molecular function: sucrose:proton symporter activity. The coding region runs from base 1031 to 3358 and encodes 775 amino acids. Gene Ontology annotation, cellular component: membrane. The transcript is spliced from 13 exons. Lineage: Eukaryota; Metazoa; Chordata; Aves; Strigiformes; Tytonidae. Gene Ontology annotation, biological process: transmembrane transport.